Molecule: messenger RNA, 492 nt
Organism: Capsicum annuum
Lineage: Eukaryota; Viridiplantae; Streptophyta; Magnoliopsida; Solanales; Solanaceae
Product: transcription factor GTE1-like
Exons: 5
Molecular function (GO): protein binding
Source: RefSeq, a predicted model, not a curated record
AUGGUAAAAGAAAGAAGGAUCACUCAGCACAAAUGGGCAGAACCUUUUAUGGAACCCGUGGAUGUUAAGGGUGUUGGAUUGGAUGAUUACUAUGAGGUUAUUGAGAAGCCUAUAGACUUCAGUACUAUAAAAACCAAGAUGGAAGCAAAGGAUGGUUCUAGCAAUAAGCAUGUCCGAGAGAUAUAUGCAGAUGUUAGGCUAAUAUUUAAGAAUGCAAUGAAAUAUAAUGGGGAAAGAUAUGAUGUUCAUGUAAUGGCAAAAACCUUGUUGGGAAAAUUUGAGGAGAAAUGGUUGCAUCUUUUGCCUAAAGUUGAUAAAGAGGAAAAAUGGCGGAAGGAAGAGGAAGCAGAAACCUAAUAGGAUAUGCAACUCACUAAAGAGGUUGCUCAUGCCAAAAUGUCUAAAGAUUUAAAUAUUGAGCUAGAUGAGGUGGACAUGCAACUUGAAGAAUUUAGGGAAAUGGUGUUUCAGAAAUGCUGGUUGGAUCCUUAA